This is a messenger RNA of Episyrphus balteatus (marmalade hoverfly), 5776 nucleotides long. RefSeq lists its product as uncharacterized. The transcript is spliced from 4 exons. The record is from RefSeq and is a predicted model, not a curated record. NCBI's taxonomy places the organism in Eukaryota, Metazoa, Arthropoda, Insecta, Diptera, Syrphidae. Bases 2999 to 3910 code for a protein of 303 amino acids.
CGUAGUACUUACUUAAAGUAAAAGAUGAAAGUAAAUACUAUAAAUUCUAGUAAAAGGUAAAAUUCAUAGUAUAUACUUAAUUUCGUAUCCAUAAAAAAAAGUAUCUGCUAGUAUAUACUGAAUUCAUCCAGAAUAUCCGUUGGCUUUAAUUUUUUAUUUCAUAGUUUGCGAAGGAAGGACUAUCCAUUAUUUCAUAAAAAUAAAACUUGAGGCCAUUGGAGAAAGCAUGCUUUACUUAAUGUCACAAAAUAGACAGAAACUAAGGCGUUGCUCUUUACUGCAGGUGUUAACCUAUCGUUUUUUCUUAAGCUGUAAUCGCCUCAAGUCUUUAGCCCUCGCAAUCACUAGCUUCACAACGAAUGCACUUGCUUCUUAACCACCUUUUUCGUUUUUUCGGCGGCAAAGUCAUGUAAAUUUUAUGCGAGAAGUUGAAUCGCUCAUCUGUCAGCUGCAGUUACGGCACUCAUUGUUAAGGCUUUUAUAUUUUUUCCACAGUUGGACUCGUUCCGUAAAAAAAAUUAAAAAAAUGUUCGACUUUGAUGCGUUUUUUUUACCUUUUUGGUGAAAAAUCGGGUGACACUCUAGCUUUCGCUAUUUCUUCCUCUGCCAGUAGAUUCGCUUGACCAAUUUAAAUUGAAAUUAGCUAAAAAUUACAGUAUUUAUCGCUUAUAAGAAACGCGCUUAUAAGAAAACCUCGCUUAAAAGAAACUCGAACAAAAGCACCGUGUACUUUACCAAAUAUUUUAAUGUGUUUAUAAGAAACACACUUAUAAGAAAAACAUGUUUCAAACCACGAACUUUCUUGCACACACAUAAAGUUGGUUGGAUUUAAGAAACUUUCAAAAAAAUUACGAAACUAAAAAAACAUGAACCCUAAAGAAAAAUUCAAAGCAACCUGUGCCAAUGUCAUUUGAGUUUGACAUUAUUUGAAGAGAAUUUCAGUUCAGUGUUUAAUUUGUUAUUUGUUGUGUUUAUGUUCUUUAUAUCCCUGCUGUGUUUACCCUUGCUAAAAAUGUUGCUCAACAAAGUACUUUUAAGUGCAUCUGAAUCCAUUCAAAGACAUUUUUUCUAUUGAAGAAAUGGAGUUGAAUACAACCAGAACUCCUAAGCAGUAGAUACUUCAGGCCAAAGGAACACAGCUAAUAUUUCACUUAAAACUAAAUUGAUACAUAAUCCUUGAAUAAAAAAUAGAAAAGAAAUCUGUGAAAAAUAUAAAAUAGCUACAUAGUAUGUAGUUAUAUAAUUGGAUUGAAUAUUUAGGCGAGGAUAAGUUUGUGGUAGGUACUACUGGGUAGGUAGAUUUGUAUAAGAAACUUGUUUCUUAUAUCCGUUCUAAGAAUAUAAGAAACACUCGGUUAUAAAAAACAAAUAUUGUGCAAUUUUUGAGUUUCUUAUAAGCGUUAUGUACAAAAGAUAUUGGAAAACAUUUUUGCAUUUCCACCUCCUUUGAUUUGCACACGAAACCCAUUUAAAAAGGGGGUGUCCUAUUCAAGUGUCCAAAAAUAGGAGCACUUUUUUUCACAGUUGUUUCACAAAAAAUUGCAAAAUUAAUCUGACGGGACAUUGAAAAUGAAUGAUUUUGCUCACAUCUUGCAUAAGGGGACAUACAAAAUAGUAAAAUAAUGAACAAACAUUAAAUUGAACAAUUACCUAAAAAAUAAAUUUUUAUUUUUUUUUUUUCAAUUUUUGGUUUAAAUACACUACUGGAAAAAAUUAAGGGAUCAAAAAAAAAUUCCAAAUUUUUGGGCAAAUUUCAACAGGCCGUAACUUCGAAAGAAAUGGUCGUACAAGAAAUCGAUAAAGAAGGAAAUUGUAGCUCCAAGUGUCUAGUUUUUGGAUUAGAACUUUAAAAAUUUUUAACCUCUGCGGUUUUUGAGUAAUCGUAGAAAAACCAGCAACAAAAAAAUUUUCAAAUUUUUUUUAGUUUUUUUUUGGUCUACGGGCGUGGAAAAUUUUUUUUUAGCUUAACCACUAUAAGGAUCGGAUACUUUGUUCAUUUAGCUUUAAUUUGGUUUUUUGAACACCUCGAUACGUCCACUUCUCGCCGAGAUAUCGGUCUUCAAAUGGAAAAGGAUCCUUUUGUGUUUGAUUAUCGAUAUCUCAGCAACCAAUGAUCGCACAGAAAGUUAAAGCUCACCUUUGAAGGUUGCGAUUAUUGCAUUAGUAUGUUUACAAAGUUCAGCAUGGAACGAUUGAGGUGUUAUUCCUUUCAAGGCGGGUGAAGGCAAAAAAUUUCUGGAGGUAUUUAGUUGGCUUUGGACUUUCGCGUGUUUCGCCGGUACUACUUUUUUAGUCCUAUUAACUUGGUUGGUUUUGUUUGAGUUCGGAGUUAAAAGCAGCCCAGAUCUACACUGAGCCAAAAAAAACUAGAAAAGUGCACUGUUACUGUUGCACCAUGUAACUGAGGAGUUCUACAGUGUAAACACACAUCCAACUAAACCAUCAAACCUGCUUGUCGUACAGUGUAAAUUGUCAUUGCUGUCAACAUCAAAUUUGCUACAUCAUUUUUCAUUUUGUUAACUACCUAUUGUAAUUUGUAAAAUCAAGAAAGUAUUCAUUCGAAUUAAAACCUUUGUAAAAGAUACAUCAUCUAGUUUAAUUUAUUCAAUCAAAUUUCUGGAUUCAACAUUUGGUCCAUUCGAGCCAAAAGCUUAAAAGUACUGUGAUUAAAAAAUCUGUGAUAUUCUACAAUUAAGACUGUGAUAUAAAUGUUCACUGUCGUGCUGCUACAUCUGUUUAUUGGAGUUCCUGUUUUUUGUUCCUGAAUUCGUGCAUUUUUUUAGCUUAACCACUAUAAGGAUCGGAUACUUUGUUCAUUUAGCUUUAAUUUGGUUUUUUGAACACCUCGAUACGUCCACUUCUCGCCGAGAUAUCGGUCUUCAAAUGGAAAAGGAUCCUUUUGUGUUUGAUUAUCGAUAUCUCAGCAACCAAUGAUCGCACAGAAAGUUAAAGAACCAAGAAAUAUAAGCAGCGGAACGACCUUAUACUGAAACAUAUAAUGAACAACAACAAGGUACAACAACUAACCGAGGAGGAGGAGGAUUUACUUCUGCACCCCUUCUCGAAUCUUGAUAUGGAAGACGGAGCUAGCGCGAUUGACAUCGAUGAUAGCACCAGCGAGAUCUCAGUCGCUAGCUCCAAUUUCUCAAACUCAUCCAGGCGGAGCAGAGUCUCCAACUGUAGAAGGACCAUCAACAGGUUGGGGAAACUCGACUGGAACCAGAUGUCCGAAGAAGACAGGAUGAGACUUCACAAUGCUCGUGCCUUUAUGGACAGAGAGGGCUUGGGUAAAGCUAGUCUUGCACCUAACCCCCCCUCUUCAAAAGGUACGAGUAAAAAGACUGUGAUGGGACCACCUGCUCCCCUUGUUCCAAAACAAGGGAAGGGGGUCAUCCCAUCUACGUCGAGUGCUAUUGCCUCGAUUGCAGACGAGCGAACGUCUCGAAAAGGAAAAACUGAUCCAGUCGUGCGGACACACGUCGUUGCGUCUAAUAAUUCAUCGGCCAAAUCAGUUUUAUCACCUGCUGGUACGAUUGAUCAAGCAGGUGGGAAAGGCACAACUGUCGAGGGAAAAGAUAAAGGGGGGUGCAAGGAUAAUUUGGUAGGCCGUAGCCUACAGGUUAUCCAAAAAACCAACAAAGAAUCUGAAACCGCAAACCAUACUAUCAGGAACCAAAUGGACCUGAUCGUACGGACAAACGACGUUGUGCAUAAUAUCCCAUCAGAUGAAUCGGUCCUAUCACCUGGUGGUACGACUGGUUUGGCGGGUGAUAAAGACAAUACUGUCGAGGGCAAGGAUGAAAUGGGGUGCAAGGAUAACUUGGUAGGCCGUAGCCCACAGGAUAUCCAAAACACUACCACCGAUUCCGAACCCGCAGACCGCACGAUGAAUACAACGUUCAAGCAUUGAAUAAUUAUAUAUAGAAGUGACACUGAUAGUUUCUAGCGCCACACAAUUUUAUUUUUCUCGGCAAUCUGAUGUACUAAAAAAUCCCCAGAGAGAAUGGAGCUUGUCCUAGAAAAUUAUGUUUCCAAAAAUUUGUUUUUAAAAAAGGAAAUUUCUCUAACUAAAUUUUACUCAUACAUUCAAAAUUACACAAAUAUCAAACAAAAAUAUAGACAAGUUAGUUGACAUUAUAAAUGUAUCCAUAGUAACUCGAAACUAAAAACAAGAAUUUUUUUAUUAACGACGAGAAUUUGAACAAAAUUAAAUAUUAUUGUUGUAUAUCCUAGUUACGUUAUAGCUUAUAGGGCAUGAAAGUUACCCUUAUUUCAAUAGUCCUGCUAGCGUAGGUGACAAGGUGAUUGCUCUUUAAUUUUCCUUUCUGAGUUCGUAUCCCCACAGAGUUUGCUAUUUUUUUUAUAUUAUAUUUUGUUUUGCAAUAUUAUGAAAUGCGUAACAAUUAGAGCCUAUUUUUGCUGAAUCGAAACUUAAGCAUUUAAUUACAACAUAAAUCCUUAUGUGUCAGUUUACGCCGAAGUAAAAGUAGAGCCUAAACGUUUAUGUUCAACAUAAAUUAUUUAAGGUUCGUUUCAGCUAAUGGCCCUUAAAGAAAAAAAGAAAAGCGUUAAAAAAAACUCAACGUAAUAUUGUAAAUCAGAUAAGAGCUCAAACCAAUAAGUCGAUUUGGCUCAAACUUUUUGUUUAUUUUUGAUUCAAAGGAGGGGAAAUUGAAAUUUUUUAACGGUACCAACUAGAGAUGCUGGGCCCUACCAAUAAUCAAAUUUAAAGCGGACUUUGAUAUUUACCGGAAUUCUAAAUAUUUCACCACACCAAAAAACAAUUUAAUAGUCAGGUUAAAGGCAACCGCUCGGUUAAAGUUUAUAGUUGGGAAACUCAAUGUAGAAUUCCAGUAAAUAUAAAAGUCAGCUUUAAAUUUGAUUUUGGUAGGGCCCGCUGCGAAUAAUGAUUCGGUAGAAUACCGAACAUUAUACAUUCACUUAAUAUAAGGCUAUUAUUACUAUUAUUCACCAAAACUUUUCAUUAGUAAAUUUUAUUUUCUACGAGCCUUACCAAUAAUCAAAUUAAAGGCUCACUUAAAUAUUUAACUGAAUUCUACAUAUUUCACUCAACCAAUAAACAAUUUCAUACUCAGGUUAAAGACUAACGCUUGGCUAAAUUUAAUAGUCGAGUUUCAUAACUAUUAAAUUUAACCGAGCGUUGUUUUUAUACACUAGCCCAAAAAGUUAAAGGAAAAAAGCAAAAUUCGUGAUAGCUCCAAAACAAGUACCUAUUCGAUUUGAUUUCUUCUACUAAGAUAGAUUUUUAGAAAAAAAAAUUUCAAAAUCGUUGGAACCUUAUAAAUAAAUUUUUUAAAAAAAUUCAAAAAUAAAAUUGGUAUGCAAUUUCUUAGAAAUUACUAAAUUAAUUUAAUGUCCUGUUUUCGAAAAUUUGAAAAAAGUGUUCAAUUUUGUUUUAAUCCAAAAACUAUUAUUUUCCCAAAUUUUAUUUCUGUUUUAUAUUUAAACUAUAUGCUUUUGUAUACAAAAUUCGCUGAAAUUGAAUUUUGUACAAAUGCACAGCUUGACAAUAUAGUAUCAUGACAAAAUAAAAGUAUGUAAAAACUACAUUCUUCUAGCUUUAGGAUCUUAGACCCAAAUAUUUUAUUUCAAAUGGUGAAAUAGAAAAAUCAUUGGAACUAUGCAAAAUCCACAUUUUCUUUCAUUUGCGAACCUUUUGAGUUUAUUUGAACAUUUUAUUAAUAAAUAUCGUUUAAAUUUUAGAUAAAAAAAUGUUUUAAUAAAAAUAAAGAAAAGUAUCCAAAAAUGGUACGAA